Molecule: messenger RNA, 3556 nt
Organism: Trichomycterus rosablanca
Lineage: Eukaryota; Metazoa; Chordata; Actinopteri; Siluriformes; Trichomycteridae
Gene: mrtfba
Product: myocardin related transcription factor Ba
Exons: 16
Coding region: 234-3179 (981 amino acids)
Biological process (GO): smooth muscle cell differentiation; positive regulation of transcription by RNA polymerase II
Cellular component (GO): nucleus
Molecular function (GO): transcription coactivator activity
Source: RefSeq, a predicted model, not a curated record
UUAUCCGCACAGGAAAACUUCAGCAGAGAGGAAAACAUUAACUUCUCCUGUCUCAGCUCACUCCUGUUACAAAGAUGGACAGUUAUGGAUAAUUAAACCUUACAUUUGCGCCACGAUACUAAAGGACACGAGGUCCCAGUUCCCUUUUGUUAACCGAGAGAGAAGGGGUGUGUUGUGAGCCUGCCAUUUUGUGUGGAUCUCCGUAGAGUCCCCUGACUCCUCCCAGAGGAGACAUGAAUGCCCAGGGAGAAGCUGGCGCAGCGGGGCUGUUGGCAUCCAGCCCACAGAGCGAGGCUGUGACCCACGAGCUGCGUGAACUAUCCCUGCAGCCCAGCCAGAACCUGCCACCUCUCAACGAGCGCAAGAAUGUUCUUCAGUUGCGGCUGCAGCAGCGGCGCACCCGUGAGCAGCUCGUUGACCAGGGCAUCAUGCCACCUCUCAAGAGCCCAGCGGCAUUUCAUGAGCAGAUUCGGAGCCUGGAGAGAGCCAGGACUGAGAAUUUCCUAAAGCACAAGAUCCGGAGCCGCCCAGAAAGGGCUGAGCUAGUCCGCAUGCACAUCUUGCAAGAAACUGUGGCAGAGCCAUCACUACAGGCUACACAGCUAAAGUUGAAGAGAGCUCGGCUAGCUGAUGACCUCAACGAGAAGAUCGCCCAGCGGCCUGGUCCCAUGGAGCUGGUGGAGAAGAACAUCCUGCCCGUGGCUUCAAGUGUCAAAGAAGCAAUCAUUGAUGGCCAGAUGCAGUUCCCCAAAACAAUGGAUAUGUUUGAUGAAGACAGCGGCGAUGCGUUUUCACCAGAGCAGCCAGGCAGUCAGGAGUCCCAUGGUUCUGCAGCCUCUCCUGGGGAGCCCAAGGCCAUGGAAUCCACCUUACCACUGCCCAACAACUUAAUACAGCACUGCCUUCCCUUCGUCCAGGCUACGGGGGAUUUUCUCAAGCCUUAUUCCACUAAUGAACUGUCUGUCAGCCCCCCUGCUCCACAGCCUCAGCAGAUCACUGCCCCUCCCUCCAAACCUGGACCCACACUUGUCAAGCAAAGCCAGCCCAAGAUCCCUGGUGAUAGGAGUCGAAGUAAAAAGAGCAAAGAUGCCAAACCCAGAGUAAAAAAGCUGAAGUAUCAUCAGUACAUUCCUCCAGAUCAGAAACAAGAACAAAGUGAAGCACUGAUGGACUCCUCCUACGCCAGGUUACUGCAGCAGCAGCAGCUCUUCCUUCAGCUACAGAUCCUCAGCCAGCAGCAACAGCAGCACUACAACUACCAAACCAUUCUGCCUGCUCCACUCAAAACAGGACAGAACAGCAAUACUACAGUCGCCAUCAACAGCACCCAGAGUCGUCCUGCUUCCAUUGUGUUGUCUCUGCCUACAGCUGCUUCCUUGCGCCCUAACAAUACCCUGUCCAACCGCAAAGCGGGCACCCUGCCUGCCAACCUGGAAGAGAUGAAGGUGGCUGAGCUAAAAAUGGAGCUGAAGCUGCGUGGGCUUCCUGUGUCUGGAACCAAAACAGAUUUGAUUGAGCGGCUGAAGCCUUACCACGAGAACUCGACUUUCAUCCCGAACUCACAGACCUGUAGUGGACCUAUGGAGGUAUCCAGCACAACCUCAUCCAUUUCCCCGAUGCAACAGCCCUCAGACACCCAGAGCUCAACACCGCCUGUCUCCCCUAAGCCCUCAGAGGUCCAAAUCCGAGAUGAGACCACCAUGGACAGUCAGUCAGAAGUCCGAGGACUUAGCUUUGUUCAGCUGAUGACCGGUCCAGAAGAGCAAGACAGAAGGUUGCACGAAAAAGAGCGUCAAAUUGCAGAGCUACUGAAAAAGCUGGAGCAAGAGCAACGGCUGGUAGAGAAGCUAAAGAUGCAGCUGCAGGUAGAGAAGAGGAGUGCACAUAGUUCUCUGACUGUGGAAAAUCCCAGCAGCACCAGUCAAUCUACCCUGCUGUCAACUGUAAAGACUGAGAGCAUGGUCACGCCCAACUGCAAAGUGACGUCAAAUAGCACUUCUUUACUGAAGAGCCCUACUGCUUCAGUGACUGCCGCCCCUCUGGCACAGUUCAUAUUCAGUAACCAGGGCAUGCCGCAGGUCAUCAGGCAGCAACAGACCCUCCUCACCGCACAGCACGCUGGCACGCAGAUCUUCCUGCCCGUGUCCUUGCCCAAUAAUGCCACUACCAUCCAAUUUACCAAUACUAACGUCAAACUACAGCCAGUCUUUCAGGCAGCUGUCUCUCCUCAAGGCCAAGGAUUAAUCCCGACCCCUCAGCUGCAGCCUGCCAAAGCAGAAAACUCCUCAUCACAACUCAUCAAUCACAACCAUAUAGUGCAGACUAUGUCUAUGAGUAGCACUGCUGGGGCUGGGUUUCAGUACGGUGCCAGUGAAAAGCAGGGAGGCCUUGAAAUUCCUCACUGUUUUGUGGGCAGUUCCCCAGAGGACAAGCUUUGUACACAGACCGCACCCAUCGCAUCCUCACUCACCAACGGCCCUCUGAACAAGUCUCCCACCCAGGUCCCACCAGCCUUUAUUCUGCAGUCUUCUCCAUAUAAUCAUGCACCCAAGAGCCGAGAGCCACCGCCAUACGAGGAUGCUGUUAAACAGGCCCGCAUUCUGCAGGCUUCUGCCACUACACAGGUUCCAUCAACGUCCAGUCAGCAGAUGGACGAUCUGUUUGAUAUUCUUAUUGAAAGUGGAGAGAUUACUCCAUUCACUCAACCAGAGCCUGCUGUGCCCAAGAUGAUGCCAGUCACUGCUAGCAUUACCACUUUACCUGUCAACACAGCCCUCUCUCGGCCACCUGCCCAGGUGCAGAUGGCACCCCCACCUGCACUGAUGGUGGAGCCCAUGCCCAGUCUGGCCUCACUGGCCACAGACAACCAGCUGGAGGCUCUACUAGAAGGUACACUGGUGAACGAGGCUGAGCCUGAGCAGAGGACUCUAAGGCUUUUGCAAGAGCUUCACAACCAGCUGCUGGACCAGCCUCACUCCCCCAUGGACACGUCUGAUCUGGGCUUCAACGAGCCACCUGUGGCUUCCUCUUCCUCGUCCUCCUUUAGCCUGCAGGACACACCCCUGGAAACCAUGGAGUGGCUGGACCUGACCAUACCAGGGCCUAUCGGUCCCCUCAACCCGCUAGGCAUGGCCACGGAUUUCCUCGACACACAUGACCUGCAGCUGCACUGGGACUGAGAGCACUGUACACACUCGUUUUUUACUGUGUGUGUUACUGCUCACACAGUUAAUGGGUUUCUGGGAGUGUGAAUGGACUGGUUUGAUCCUGGUGAAGUGUAGAUAUGGGAUCGCAUAGUUUUCAGACUGUCUUGUCUGAAGACUGCACAGGAAAGAUGCAGCCUUUAUUUUUCCCAUUCCAACAUCACAUUAUCACUCAAAAGAAGACGUGAGUGCUUUUUUUUUUUUGCUGUACCUAGCUGGAGCUGUUAUUCAUCAUCAGGUUUAUGGCCUAGUAUGGUGCUAUCAGAACAAAGAACCUUAAAUAGGUUGCUUAUAAAUGCAAUGCAGGCUGUGUUCUGUUUUCUGUGCCAUUUAGAAGAGGAAAUUCUAUUUAA